Scutellospora calospora is the source of this 134-nucleotide messenger RNA. The record is from the annotation of a GenBank genome assembly. Lineage: Eukaryota; Fungi; Glomeromycota; Glomeromycetes; Diversisporales; Gigasporaceae.
AAUCAGAUAUUCAAUAUAAGAAUUUGCAAACUGAAAGUAGCUUUGAAACUGAUGAUAUUGAUUUAGCAGAAAGUGUACUAACUGAACAAAUUAAUGAAUUAACAAACGCUAGUAAAGAAAAUGUACUUAGCUCA